Messenger RNA from Rasamsonia emersonii CBS 393.64, 1410 nucleotides. RefSeq lists its product as uncharacterized. Gene Ontology annotation, cellular component: cytosol. NCBI's taxonomy places the organism in Eukaryota, Fungi, Ascomycota, Eurotiomycetes, Eurotiales, Trichocomaceae. The record is from RefSeq and is a predicted model, not a curated record. The transcript has 3 exons. Gene Ontology annotation, biological process: cellular response to L-arginine; regulation of intracellular signal transduction. Bases 1 to 1410 code for a protein of 469 amino acids.
AUGGAACAGCCAUUGUCUCUCAUAUCUGCCCAAGUCCAUUUCACGGACGACCGGCUAACUCUGGUUCAUAUUCCGCUGGAUCUGUACCCAUUUUUCGUCCAACCGAUCCUGCGUCUCCUUUUCAACGACGUCCCGGCCAUCGAUGACCAUGACGUGGUCGAGGACGAGCCUGCUCCUCCUAGUCAGGGCUUCCUCAACCUCUCGCUAACGCCAGUCGAGUGUUCGGUUGUAUGCUCCCGGCAUCUGGCCGAGAAAUACUUUGUACCCCUGGCCAGCAAAUUCAACAAGCUUGCCCCUGAGACAGGGAGCCGAGUCUCGGUCAGCAAAGACGACUUCAUCGUCAUGCAGGUCGACGGCCAAGGCUUGGAUGCUGGUCAGCGGGUCUUGGAAUUGACCAGUCCGCUGGCAAUGGCGGGAAUCUCCAUCUUCUUUAUCUCGACGUACUUCUCUGACUACAUCCUCGUGCCGUCGCGCUCCAAGGAACAAGUCGUCCACGCCUUGGAGAAACGAGGUUUUACAUUUGAGGUCAACUCGGACGCAUUCGUCAACAACCUCCAGUCUCAUUUCUACCCCACGUCUCCCCGGACCGCGCCCACACAGCACUCUCCUCCAGCGACGCCCCCACCGUCCUCUCUGUCGGAGCUGCAAACCCGCACCUUCGCGUCAUUGCGAAGACACAACAUCGUUCCCCGUGUCGACAGGAGUCUUCGCCUGGUCCAAUGCGCCGCCCACCAUCGCGAUCGAUCUGAUGUGACGUCGUCUUCGAUCCUGCGCCCGGCCCUCACGACAGCCCUUCUGGUGGACCGGCCGCGCUUCUUAUCAUUGACCCUCACGCCGGCAGACCCCGCUGCGUCGAUCCUCCUGGAGAAGCGUCUCCUUCCGCGCUUCUCGUCGGAUCCGACCUUGGGUACCGCUGCGGAUGAAGAAAGCAGCGUGUUACUCGGGUCCAAAGAGGAUAUCCUCGUCCCGAUCACGCUGGACCUGCGCGAUCUGCCACUGGAAGCUACGGGAAUAGUGUGCGGCGUCGCGGGGCGCCUUGCGGAAGCCACGCACUCCCGCGCAGAUAAUAAUCCCAGUGGCUCCCCGUCGCCAAUCCACGGUGCCAAGCGGUUCUCCUUUGAUUCAGGCGCCGAUACGUCACAGCUCUCCUCUAGUGUGAGCAGCAUCGCGGUCAGUACGUCGUCCAAAACCGACUUCCACUCACCGACGAACGACCACCCUCUUUCCCAGUCGUUUCAUCGCCUCGAACCCGAACCGAAUUGGUACCCGGAUGCGGUCGAGAUCAGCUUUUUGAGCACGGCACGCGCGGGGACCGUUCUGGUCGGGGAACGAGAACUCGAUCGUGCUGUCGAGGCCUUGGAUGCUGAGAGUCGGGAGCCAGACCCUGUCUUCAGUCCGACACUUGCUUAG